Molecule: messenger RNA, 1363 nt
Organism: Diceros bicornis minor
Lineage: Eukaryota; Metazoa; Chordata; Mammalia; Perissodactyla; Rhinocerotidae
Gene: PJVK
Product: pejvakin
Exons: 6
Coding region: 288-1346 (352 amino acids)
Biological process (GO): programmed cell death
Cellular component (GO): cytoplasm
Source: RefSeq, a predicted model, not a curated record
AGUUUUCUGUGUAUUUUAGUGCUAUAGACUGCAAUUCCAAAUUAGACUUGCUUUUAGUAUAUCAUUUUACACCGUUGAUCUAUAAUUCAUUACCUGAGCACGCCAGGGGAGGCGGUGUGUGUGGAUUGUACACUGGUAAACUACUUGGUGAAACUAUACUUUGUAUUUUUAGCAGGUAUAAUUAUAUUUAAAGUCAAGCAAGGCUUAGUUUUGUGCCUGAUUUUCUUUGAAAAUAUGGAUUUCUUAUCUGAGGGUUGCAGUUGAUGAUGUUUUAAUACUAUGUUAAUAUGUUUGCUGCUGCUACCAAGAGCUUUGUCAAACAAGUUGGAGAUGGAGGGAGAUUAGUUCCUGUUCCAAGCCUCAGUGAGGCUGACAAAUACCAACCUCUAAGUCUGGUGGUAAAAAAAAAGCGAUGCUUUCUGUUUCCUAGAUAUAAAUUUACCUCAACACCUUUUACACUGAAAGAUGUUCUUCUAGGAGACAGAGAAAUUUCAGCUGGUAUUUCGUCUUAUCAGUUACUGAAUUAUGAAGAUGAAUCAGAUGUCUCACUCUACGGAAGGAGAGGCAACCAUAUUGUGAAUGAUGUUGGGAUUAACGUUGCUGGAUCAGAUUCCAUUGCUGUAAAAGCUUCGUUUGGUGUAGUAACCAAACACGAAGUGGAAGUAUCAACGUUACUCAAGGAGAUCACUACACGAAAAAUUAAUUUUGACCAUAGCUUGAUACGUCAGUCAAGGAGCAGCAGAAAGGCGGUAUUGUGUGUGGUCAUGGAGAGCAUUCGAACCACACGACAAUGCUCACUGUCUGUGCAUGCUGGCAUUCGUGGGGAAGCCAUGCGGUUUCAUUUUAUGGAUGAACAGAAUCCCAAGGGAAGGGACAAAGCCAUUGUUUUUCCAGCACACACAACCAUAGCUUUCAGUGUUUUUGAACUCUUCAUUUACUUGGAUGGUGCCUUUGACCUUUGUGUCACUUCAGUGUCAAAAGGAGGAUUUGAAAGGGAAGAAAGAGCAACGUUUGCACUGCUCUACAGAUUGAGAAAUAUACUAUUCGAGAGAAACAGAAGAGUGAUGGACACCAUUUCUCGUUCACAGCUUUACUUAGAUGAUCUUUUUUCUGACUAUUAUGACAAACCCCUCAGCAUGACUGAUAUUUCACUCAAAGAAGGGACACAUAUCCGAGUUAACUUACUUAAUCACAACAUUCCAAAAGGACCUUGCAUACUCUGUGGAAUGGGGAACUUUAAAAGGGAGACGGUUUAUGGGUGCUUCCAGUGUUCUGUCGACGGGCAGAAGUAUGUGAGACUUCAUGCAGUUCCUUGUUUUGAUGUCUGGCACAAGAGAAUGAAAUAAAAUGAAAAAUGAAUGUA